Messenger RNA from Hansenula anomala, 1779 nucleotides. RefSeq lists its product as uncharacterized. The transcript is spliced from 2 exons. The record is from RefSeq and is a predicted model, not a curated record. Bases 1 to 1338 code for a protein of 445 amino acids. NCBI's taxonomy places the organism in Eukaryota, Fungi, Ascomycota, Saccharomycetes, Phaffomycetales, Wickerhamomycetaceae. Gene Ontology annotation, cellular component: fungal-type vacuole membrane.
AUGAGCCCCCAAUUGCUUGUAGACCCAGGCUCAGAUCCUGCGAAUAUAGAUGAAGAUGCAGGAGACCGUUAUGAGCAAGAUAGAAAACAAUAUACUCAAGACCAGGAAAAACAACAGACUAAAACAACAGUGCAAACAGGUGAAGCUGAUGAUUUAGAAUUCCCUGAAGGUGGUAAAGGGUGGUUAGUUAUAUUAGGGUGUGGGUUGGGGAGCUUUAUGGGGUUCGGAAUGAUCAAUUCAUAUGGUGUUUUCCAAACUCAUUAUGAGACAGUUUUAUAUUCAAAUGUUAGCUCGUCUAAAUUAUCAAUCAUUGGUGCAUGUCAAGCUUCUAUUCUUUAUUUCUUUGCACCAUUGAUGAUUCCUUUGGUUCAUGCUUUCGGGAUUAGACAAAUCUUGAUCUUGGGGUGUUCUAUGAUGAAUGGUUCAAAAGGAAAAGAGCUUUUGGAUUUAGUGUUUCUUUUGCAUAUAUUUGUUAGUCUUGGUGGUGUUAUAUGGCCAAUUAUUUUCAAAAAUAUGAUUGGUAAACAUGGAUUCGAAUGGACUGUUCGUACUAUUGUAUUUUUGUAUAUUCCACUUGGAUUAGCUGUCAUCUUUUUAAUACCCCAAAAGCUGGAUGAUAUUUAUGUGUUCAAAGAGGAAACAAUAUCAAAUUCAAAAUGGAACAAUGAAAAGAUUAAACAAUUACCUUUGGCAUAUCAAAGAAUCUUCAAGAACUGGACAUUGGUGAUUAAGGAUCCAAGAUUUUUGUUAAUACUUGUUUCAAAUCUUAUAGGUGCUUUUGGUUCAUACCCAGCUAUCUUUUAUAUUGAUUUCUUCUCUCAUGCUUUAUCUCCAAACAGUUCUGUGAGUUCAUACAUCACAGUCAUUUACAACGCUUUAGGUGGCCCAGGAAGAAUUCUACCUGCUCUUUUGGCUGACCGUAUAGGUAGAGUCAAUGUGUUACUGAUAUGGUUAUUCUGGUCUGCAAUUGCAGUAUUGGCUUUAUGGAUUCCUUCUAUAAAGGAGAAAAUUUUCAGUCUUUAUGUUUUCUUUGUUGCAUUCCUUGGGUUCACUGCUGGUCCUUACUUUUCAUUGCACCCAGCCUGUCUUGGGCAGAUAUUCGGUAUUAGAGGUUCUGAACCAAGAAUGCAGUUAUUUAUGAUUACUGCUAGUCCUGGUGCCAUUCUAGGUUGUAUAAUAGCUGGUUCUUUUGUUCCUGUUGAUUCAAAUGAUCGGUCAUUAAUUUUAGUUUCAUUCAAUAAGGUGGCCAUUUACUCGGGCUUGAUGCUCAUGGCCUGUACUUGGGUGCUUUUGUUUGUGAGAGCCUCAAUAAGCAGAAAGAUAUCUGUAUUUAUUUAGCACAUGACGUAUAUAAGUUCAAAGCAAUAUAUUGUUUGUAUAUAUUCUAUGCUUCUCGUAUCUAUAUAGUUGUGACGUUUACCUACAGCCCCCGAAUCUUGAUAAGAAUGACAGAACUACAACAUGAAGGGUUGAAGCUAGAUAGUUUUGCAAGAGAGUUAAGCUAGUAAUACGCCCACUCUCUACAACUGUGAUCUAUAAUCAAACUAAACUAUCAUUUCAGACCCUUUUCAGUGAUUAGAUUCCCUAAAAAGGCAUAUCUCCUGCCAUAUCUGGCUGCAUACAAAACUCUUCUUUGGGAUAAUUGCCUGGUACGCGACACAGCACCAAAAGGAGGAGCGAGUUCGCCACUCCAAACAAAUUCAAAGCCUUUGUGAACUCUUCUUCUUUUCAACAACACCCUUGAAUCUUCAACAACAACAGAUACUUUAUCUUCAGUUU